This is a messenger RNA of Opisthorchis viverrini, 1419 nucleotides long. RefSeq lists its product as hypothetical. The annotation marks the transcript as partial. The transcript is spliced from 2 exons. The record is from RefSeq and is a predicted model, not a curated record. Lineage: Eukaryota; Metazoa; Platyhelminthes; Trematoda; Opisthorchiida; Opisthorchiidae.
AUGUCGUCGGAAUCGGUUCAAUUUUCACGGGCCAAAAGUCAACAGGAGAUUGUGAGCAAUGUCGAAUACAUAAGACCACUGAGUGAAGACGAACGCUAUCUGUUAGAAAAGGGACUAAGCUUCCCUGUGAGCAAGAAAGUAGUAAGAGCGGGCGGAAUAAUUCCUAGUAUAGAGUCAGUGUUUCAAAAGCUUCCUUCAGUGGAAGCUGAGAAGCUACGGAUACAACUGGUCACAGUCCUAAAAUCCCAACAGCCGGGAACUCCAAAUAUUGCACCAUCAGAGCGGAGAGCGUUGAACACACUGAGACAGGUAGAUAGUAUUGUCAUCACCAAGGGUAAAGCCACAGUAGUGAUGAAUAAGAGCAACUAUCUUCAAAAGGUCAAGCAACACCUCGCCGAUGGACCCUACCGACAAAUUACCGGUAGCAGUAUUACUUCAAUAAUGAAUAAGCGUAAGGUUGAAGUUGGGAGAUGUUUAAGAUCCGUUAUAAACCAUUUAGGGCAGGGUAAGUGGUACCGGUUGUAUCCAAAAAGUGCGAUUCAACCGCGACUCUACGGACUGCCAAAAAUCCACAAGGCAGAUGUACCGAUAAGGCCAAUAGUGGAUGGUAUAGGCUCGCCGCCGCAUGAACUGGCCAGAUUCUUAGCUAGUAUACUAAAACCGCUCACGGGGAAAUCAAGCACCUUCAUUAGGAAUUCGUAUGACUUUGCCAACAAGGUCGCAGGGCUUCCUUUGGAGAUGGACGAAGUCCUCGUGAGUUUUGACGUAAUAUCAAUGUACACAAACAUCCCUAGGGCAGAUGCUCUGGAGGUAACUAAGAGGUUGUUACUGGCAGACACGACACUCGGGGAACGGACACAGCUCUCGGUGGAUGAAAUAGUUGAGGGCAUAAGAGUGUGUUUGAAUCUUGAUAAGUUUGUUUUUGACACAACUGUUUACUCACAAGAACAAGGCCUUGCAAUGGGAUCUCCAAUAUCCCCAGUUUUAGCCAAUAUUUACAUGGAGGACUUCGAACAAAUAGCUUUGGCCGGAUAUCAUUGUCCACCCAACGUUUUUUGGCGUUAUGUUGACGACACGUUUGUUGUAAUCAAACGAGACAACGUAAACAGCUUCCACGACUAUCUCAAUAGUUUAAACCCACACAUCAAGUUUAGCAUGGAGAUAGAGUCCACAUCGGGCACAUUACCCUUUCUGGACUGUAUAACACAUAAGGUUGGUGGGAAAUUGAAAACGACUGUCUACCAGAAACCAACAGACACGGGAACCGUCUUAAGCUAUUCAUCAGCACACCCAAAGUCCGUGUACGCCAGCAUUGUCUCAUCGAUGUUUCGUCGAGUUAGAGCGCUGUGCACAGAAGAGAUCGACCGGACGGCAGCUCAAAUCGAGAUUGCCAACAAACUUCAAGAAAUAGGAUACCCA